Messenger RNA from Puma concolor (puma), 2613 nucleotides. NCBI's taxonomy places the organism in Eukaryota, Metazoa, Chordata, Mammalia, Carnivora, Felidae. The record is from RefSeq and is a predicted model, not a curated record.
AUGCCAGGCCAGCGGGUACAGUGGCAGAAGCACCCCGUGGGCCAACAGGAGGAAACCAAUUGCCUUCUAAGGCAGUCUGCCCUGAGCAUGGUCUUGAAGUCAGAAAUGGAAGGAAGCCAAAGGAAGCUGCAGUGGCCAAGUCCUGGCCGCAGAGAACUUGCCAAGGAUCACACCGCUGGGAAGUUGAGAAGACAGGAUUCCAGCCAUGUAGGUAUGGCCCCAGGUCCUGUGGUCUUUGCCACCAUUCUGCACGAGCUGCUGGUGCUCCUAGUUUCACUUGUCCUCCCCUUCCAGAACCCUUUGCAAUGCAAGAACAACAACUACUUUGGAGGAGGAGUCCUCUGUAGUGGUGAUGGCCAGUGUGGAUGGGAAAUGGAGAAUAGCAGCGUGCAGGCAGGUGGGAGUGACCCAGCUGGCAGAGAUGUGGCGGGGGCCGCCUCUUCGGCGCCUCCGGAGGCCCCGGUGUCCUCGGUGCGAGUAGUGAGCGCCUGCGGGGCGGUCUCCGAGGAGAUCGAGGUGCUGGAAAUGGUGAGGGAGGACGAGGUGGCCCCGGGAGCCCUGGCGCUCUCGGACGCGGAGCAGCCGCCGCCUACCGCCGAGCUGGAGUCUCCGGCAGAGGAGUGUAGCUGGGCUGGGCUCUUCUCCUUCCAGGAUCUGCGUGCUGUGCACCAGCAGCUGUGUUCUGUGAACUCGCAGCUGGAGCAGUGCCUACCCGUGUUCCCUGAGGAGCCCUCUGGCAUGUGGACCGUGCUGUUUGGGGGGGCCCCAGAGAUGACCGAGCAGGAGAUCGACACUUUAUGUUACCAGCUCCAGGUCUACCUGGGCCAUGGCUUGGACACCUGCGGCUGGAAGAUCCUGUCCCAGGUACUUUUCACUGAGACCGACGACCCUGAGGAGUAUUACGAAAGCCUUAGCGAGCUGCGGCAGAAGGGCUACGAAGAAGUGCUUCAGCGGGCCAGGAAGCGCAUCCAGGAGAUUUCUAUGGAGAAUGACUAUCUGGGUCCCCGAAGAAUUGAAAGUCUACAAAAAGAAGAUGCUGAUUGGCAGCGAAAAGCUCAUAUGGCUGUUUUGUCUAUUCAGGAUCUUACUGUCAAAUAUUUUGAAAUAACAGCUAAAGCACAAAAAGCUGUGUACGAUCGAAUGCGAGCAGAUCAGAAGAAAUUUGGUAAAGCAUCGUGGGCAGCAGCUGCAGAACGAAUGGAAAAGCUCCAGUAUGCUGUUUCUAAGGAGACUUUGCAGAUGAUGAGAGCAAAAGAGAUCUGUUUGGAACAGAGGAAACAUGCACUAAAAGAAGAGAUGCAGAGUUUGCAGGGUGGUACAGAGGCCAUAGCCCGGCUGGAUCAGUUAGAAGCUGAUUAUUAUGACCUACAACUUCAGUUGUAUGAAGUACAGUUUGAAAUCCUGAAGUGUGAAGAGUUACUAUUGACCGCACAACUGGAAAGCAUCAAAAGACUUAUAUCAGAAAAGAGAGAUGAGGUAGUAUAUUACGACACUUACGAAAGCAUGGAGGCCAUGCUGGAGAAGGAAGAGAUGGCAGUGUCUGUGCACUUACAGAGAGAAGAGCUACAGAAACUUCAGCAGAAAGCACGCCAGCUGGAAGCAAGGCGUGGACGAGUUUCAGCCAAGAAAGCCUACCUCAGAAAUAAAAAGGAAAUUUGUAUUGCAAAACACAAUGAAAAGUUCCAACAACGCCUUCGGAGUGAAGAUGAAUACAGAGCCCAUCACACAGUACAACUAAAGAGAGAAAAAUUACAUGAUGAAGAAGAAAGAAAAAGUGCCUGGGUUAGCCAAGAGAGACAAAGAACUUUGGACAGACUUCGAACUUUUAAACAGAGGUACCCUGGCCAAGUCAUACUUAAAUCAACCAGAUUGCGACUGGCUCAUGCAAGAAGAAGAAGCACAGCCAGUCCUGUGCCCUGUGAGGACCAGUGUGACUCUCUGCCAGGAGCACUACAGGUAGAAGAGAAAAGUGCAAAGGCAGAGGAAGGAAUAGGCGAGCUUGGGUCAUCACACAAAACAGAAGCCCAAAGCCUCGCACACCUUGAAGAUACUUCGCUAGCACAACUUGAAGCCGCUUCAUUACCUCUCAGUGGUGUUACCUCUGAACUGCCGCCCACUGUUUCUCUUCCACUUUUGAAUAAUACUGACCUCGAACCAGGUUCCGUUACCAUAGAUCCACUCCCCCCACCUCUUCCUCCAACACCACCUCCCCUGUCCUUGGCUAUCACAGUCCUAAAGUCUAGAGGUUAUCAGUUUGACUCUAAUUGGGAUCCUAACUGUAAUUCUUCUCUUUCAUUUUAUAAAGUGAGCUCACCCAUGGAUGAGGUGCUAGCUUCCUUGAAGCGUGGUAGUUUUCAUCUGAAAAAGGUUGAACAGCGAACUCUGCCUCCUUUUCCUGAUGAAGAUGAUAGUAAUAAUAUCUUGGCACAAAUACGGAAAGGGGUGAAAUUGAAGAAGGUACAGAAGGAAGUUUUGAGAGAAUCCUUCACACUUCUGCCUGACACAGAUCCUCUAACACGGAGCAUCCAUGAAGCUCUUAGAAGAAUCAAAGAAGCGUCCCCUGAGUCAGAGGAUGAAGAGGAGGCUUUACCCUGCACAGAUUGGGAAAACUAA